AUGGUGGGUAAGCUGAAGCGACAAGAUUUCCAUAACUCCGAUACAGUUUCCAUCGUACCCACGAUCGGGCUCGGCUGCGGGAACGAAGUAGAUCGUCGUGGUCGAGCGGAAGACAUUACUGUAACACAGGUUGGGUGCGUGCUGUUGAUAGGACAUAUGCUGUGUAAACCAGAGCCAAGCAAGGGACUUUACCACGACAAACUGUCCCUGGGGGUGAAUGUCGUUGUUCCCACCAGAAUAAGCUCGGUGAUUGUGAAACCAAUCCACGCUGUGAUGAUCACAACCGUAGAUCAUAGUCUGCUCCGUUCUGAUUCAGGACGCACUAGGGGAUCUUCCUUCGGCAAUAUCCGAAGCAUAUACUCUGGUACUGUGUGUCAGGUCGCAGCUGUCAACUUCCGCGGAGUCCAGAUGCUGACAGCAUAUUGCCGACUCGCAAGGACUUUCCUUCUACGAGCCCGGUGA
Messenger RNA from Aspergillus niger, 462 nucleotides. RefSeq lists its product as hypothetical. Lineage: Eukaryota; Fungi; Ascomycota; Eurotiomycetes; Eurotiales; Aspergillaceae. The record is from RefSeq and is a predicted model, not a curated record. Bases 1 to 462 code for a protein of 153 amino acids. The transcript has 3 exons.